Messenger RNA from Paramecium tetraurelia, 1608 nucleotides. RefSeq lists its product as uncharacterized. Gene Ontology annotation, biological process: protein phosphorylation. The transcript is spliced from 5 exons. Gene Ontology annotation, cellular component: cytosol. The record is from RefSeq and is a predicted model, not a curated record. Gene Ontology annotation, molecular function: ATP binding; eukaryotic translation initiation factor 2alpha kinase activity. Lineage: Eukaryota; Ciliophora; Oligohymenophorea; Peniculida; Parameciidae.
AUGAAAAGUGAUAAAGACAAGAUCGACUAGAUUAUCAAUUAAUUUUAUGGAUCGAAAGUCAUUGAGGAAUUACCCGAAGAAGAGCGACAAUUUGAACUAGUUAUUCAAUAACCUGAUUAAACUUUGAUUUAAAAGAUGCUUGACGAUAGUUUGUAGAAGAGAUAGGAGUUUGUUUAGAGUGGCGAGUGCAAAGAGUAUUCAUAAAUGCUCAUAAUUUCAUAAAUUCGAAUGGACUUUACAAAUGAUGAUCCAUUUCUUAAACAUUUAAUAAAUGUCGAAAAAGCAAUUAAGAAGGCAAUUAGAAACAUUCUUCUGCAACUAUAGAAAUUAGAGAGCAAAUAACAAUUUAAAGAUGCCUGUGAUAAAUUGAUAAAGAUAUUUUAUUAAGAUAUUAAUAUUGGCUUUAUAACAUCGACAGGAUAAAUCAAAUCUACUGCCUAUGCUUUUAUAUCCAAAUCGAUCAUUGAACUAAUAAAUAGAAAGAAAAUCAAUUUACAAUUUAAAAAGAUCCCUUUAAAAAUAACCUUGACAUUUUUUGCCAUUGAUUCAUUACAACAAAUCAACCCAGUACAUAAGCAAUAUGACCCAAGAACUGCCUUCAUAAGAAACAAUAAGUUCUUUAAUGAUUACUUGAUCCUGUCCCAGACCAAUUAAGAUGAAUUAAGAAGUGGAGUAUCGAUAUUCUUUGUCUAUCGUCCAGAAGAUGAUCAAAUCUAUGCUCUCAAAAGAAGCAAAUUAUAAGCAACUCAUCUGGAUUUCUUUUCUGUCUUCUCUACAACAGCCUCAAAUACCCCAAUCACCCCUGAUAUCAGAAAAAUCAGAGAAGCCAAAAUACUGUCAAAAUUGACUCACCCAAAUAUUCUUAGGCUAUUUGCCUGGUGGAUUGAAUCAACCAAUGAUGGAUAUUAUCUAUAUAUGCAACUUGAAUAUUGUUCCUUUCCUGGCUAUAAAUAUCAACCAACAGAUUUGCUAACAUUUUCCUAUUAUUACUUAAAUGUUAUGCAGAAUUAAGAAAAGAUUAAUAAGAUUAAAUCAAUCCUUAAUCAGAUUUUAGAUGGAUUGGAAUACAUUCACCAAAGAGGUAUUAUCCAUAGAGAUUUGAAACCUGAGAAUAUUUUUGUCACUAUUAAUGUCAAAGGAGAUUUAUAAGUUGCAUUGGCAGAUUUUGAUUAAGGAAAAGAUGUCAGAGAAGAAAAACUAUCUAUUAUCACUGAUGAAAGACUCCCUGAAGAGGAACUAAAUUCUAUUAAGAGUUAGAAUACAAUAACUACUGGAACCAUAGGCUAUUAAACUGCAAAUUAUAAUAAAGAUUCUCAUUAUGAAAUGGCAGAUGAAUUCUAUGCCAUUGGAAUCAUUUUGUUACAUCUUGUUAUAGCAUUCCCUGGAGAACCUAAAAAUAGAAACUUGUAUGCUAAAACUUUCGUGAUGGCAAACUCUAUUAAAGAUGUUUUAUCAUUAUUCGAUUCUUGGGCUAAUAAAUUUGUAAAAAAUAAAGGUCCUGACUUUUCAUUCACACAUUAUCAAAACGUUAUGGAACUUGCUAAGCUUCUUAUAAGUUCAAGGAAGCUUACUCAUGCAGAUGUGCGAAAAAUGAUUAAUGAAUUAUGA